Molecule: messenger RNA, 2655 nt
Organism: Acanthamoeba castellanii str. Neff
Lineage: Eukaryota; Discosea; Longamoebia; Acanthamoebidae
Product: pyridoxaldependent decarboxylase conserved domain containing protein
Exons: 21
Coding region: 1-2655 (884 amino acids)
Biological process (GO): carboxylic acid metabolic process
Cellular component (GO): cytoplasm
Molecular function (GO): carboxy-lyase activity; pyridoxal phosphate binding
Source: RefSeq, a predicted model, not a curated record
AUGUCGUCAUCCAAGUACUGUUCGCGCGAGCCGCAAGAUCUGAUGCAGAUUUUCGGCCGCAUCGCUCAAUAUGCCGCCAAGUACGUGGGCCAGCACUACGACUUUGACAACACGCGUGUGAUCAACUUCGUGCCGCCCGACAAGCUGAAGGAGAUCAUCGACUUCCCUCUCCCCGCCGAGGGCUGCGGUCUCACAUCCGACCUCAAGGGCAUCGAGAAGUACCUGGAGCAGGUGCUCGAGUACAGCGUCAGGACCGGCUCGCCUCGCUACUUCAACCAGCUCUGGUCUGGCACCGAUAUCGCCUGUAUCGUGGCCGAAUGGGUAUCGGCGUUCACCAACUCGUCGACCUACACGUACGAGGUGGCGCCCGUCUAUUCGCUCAUGGAGAUCGAGGUCAUCAACCACCUCCUCAAGUUCGUCGGCUACGAGGGCGGUGACGGCAUCUUGGCUUCCGGUGGCGCGACCUGCAACUUCAUGGGCCUGCUCUGCGCCCGCGACAAGCUCUUCCCCGACUCCAAGACUACGGGCAAUCCCGAGGGCAAGAAGCUGGUGGCCUUCACGUCGGCGCACAGCCACUACACCAUCAAGCGCAGCACGUGGAUGAUGGGCAUGGGCCUCGAUGCCGCCAUCAACGUCUCUGUCGACGCCGACGGCAAGAUGAGCCCUCAGGCUCUUGAUGAGGCCAUCACCAAGGCCAAGGCGGAGGGUCUCACUCCCUUCUGCGUGAACGCCACCUGCGGUACCACCGUGCUCGGCGUGUUCGAGGAUCUCAACGGUAUUGCGGACGUGUGCCAGAAGCACGGCGUGUGGCUGCACGUCGACGGCGCGUGGGGCGGUAGUGUGCUCGUGUCGAAGAAGUGGCGUCACAAGAUGGCCGGCGUCGAGCGCGCCGACUCGGUGACCUGGUGCCUGCACAAGAUGAUGGGCAUCAACCAGCAGUGCGCCGCCUUCCUCACCAAGGAGAGCCACCUCCUGAAAAAGGUGAACGCCAGCCACGCGGACUACCUGUUCCACUUCGAUGACACGAGGCCGUACGAUCUGGGCGAGAAGACGCUCAACUGCGGUCGCCACCAGGACUCGUUCAAGGCCUGGCUCUCGUGGAAGGUCCACGGCGACAAGGGCAUGGAGCAGAGGGUCGACACCAACUUUGCCAACGCGAUCUACUUCACAGAGGAGCUCAAGAAGAGGAGCGACAAGUUCGAGCUUCUCUUCGAGCCCGAGUGCACCCAACACUACGACUUUGACAACACGCGUGUGAUCAACUUCGUGCCGCCCGACAAGCUGAAGGAGAUCAUCGACUUCCCUCUCCCCGCCGAGGGCUGCGGUCUCACAUCCGACCUCAAGGGCAUCGAGAAGUACCUGGAGCAGGUGCUCGAGUACAGCGUCAGGACCGGCUCGCCUCGCUACUUCAACCAGCUCUGGUCUGGCACCGAUAUCGCCUGCAUCGUGGCCGAAUGGGUGUCGGCGUUCACCAACUCGUCGACCUACACGUACGAGGUGGCGCCCGUCUAUUCGCUCAUGGAGAUCGAGGUCAUCAACCACCUCCUCAAGUUCGUCGGCUACGAGGGCGGUGACGGCAUCUUGGCUUCCGGUGGCGCGACCUGCAACUUCAUGGGCCUGCUCUGCGCCCGCGACAAGCUCUUCCCCGACUCCAAGACUACGGGCAAUCCCGAGGGCAAGAAGCUGGUGGCCUUCACGUCGGCGCACAGCCACUACACCAUCAAGCGCAGCACGUGGAUGAUGGGCAUGGGCCUCGAUGCCGCCAUCAACGUCUCUGUCGACGCCGACGGCAAGAUGAGCCCUCAGGCUCUUGAUGAGGCCAUCACCAAGGCCAAGGCGGAGGGUCUCACUCCCUUCUGCGUGAACGCCACCUGCGGUACCACCGUGCUCGGCGUGUUCGAGGAUCUCAACGGGAUUGCGGACGUGUGCCAGAAGCACGGCGUGUGGCUGCACGUCGACGGCGCGUGGGGCGGUAGCGUGCUCGUGUCGAAGAAGUGGCGUCACAAGAUGGCCGGCGUCGAGCGCGCCGACUCGGUGACCUGGUGCCUGCACAAGAUGAUGGGCAUCAACCAGCAGUGCGCCGCCUUCCUCACCAAGGAGAGCCACCUCCUGAAAAAGGUGAACGCCAGCCACGCGGACUACCUGUUCCACUUUGAUGACACGAGGCCGUACGAUCUGGGCGAGAAGACGCUCAACUGCGGUCGCCACCAGGACUCGUUCAAGGCCUGGCUCUCGUGGAAGGUCCACGGCGACAAGGGCAUGGAGCAGAGGGUCGACACCAACUUUGCCAACGCGAUCUACUUCACAGAGGAGCUCAAGAAGAGGAGCGACAAGUUCGAGCUUCUCUUCGAGCCCGAGUGCACCCAAGUCUGCUUCUUCUACCUGCCCAAGUGCAUCCGCGAUAUGCCCAAGAGCAAGGAGAGGGACGAGCUGUGCGGCAAGUACGUGCCCAUGCUCCGCCGCAAGAUCCAGCUCGCUGGCUCGAUGCUGGUCAACUACAACCCCCUGUCGGAGUCGCUCCCCAACUUCCCCUUCGUGCCGAACCACUGGCGUAUUGUCAAUCCCGAGCAGACGUUCGAGGACGCGCUCUUCGUGCUCGACGAGAUGGACAGGCUCGGCGAGGACAUGACCCUCGGCGAAACCGCCCAGGCCUAA